AUGAAUGGGACAGUCAAGGCCGCUAAUAAAAAAUAUCAAGAGGAAUGUACCUUCGGUUACCGCACAUCGGUACGCAUAUCGACUGGGGCAAUACCUUUUUCUUUGGUAUAUGGAAUGGAAAUAGUACUACCCUUCGAGGUAGAAAUCCCAUCAUUACGAGUGUUAACGGAAACCCAGUUAGAAGAAGCGGAUAAGGUUCAAACCCGAUUUGAUCAACUUAAUCUCAUUGAGGAGAAAAGAUUAACCGUCGCAUGCCAUGGGCAACUAUACCAGCAAAGAAUGAAAAAGGCAUUUGACAAGAAAGUACAUCCUAGGAAAUUCCAAGAAAGUGAAUUGGUCUUAAAAAAAGAGAUUUUGUCAAUACAAAAGGAUCACAAGGGUAAGUGGACUCCAAAUUAUGAAGGCCUGUAUGUGGUAAAGAAGGCUUUUGGCGGUGGUGCACUUAUUCUCACAAGAAUGGAUGGAGAGGAGUUACCUUUGCCGGUUAAUUCUGACGCGGUAAAAAAUUCUAUGCAUAAUGAUUCCAUGAUAGGGAAUGCUUUUAAAGUGGAAUUGACAUUAUUGUAUUAUGCUUUAUUCAAUAAUUAUUUUUUCUUUGAAUUACCUCCCGAAAAUAAUAAGCAUCACAGGCAGGUUCAUGGGGUGUGA
Vigna angularis (adzuki bean) is the source of this 648-nucleotide messenger RNA. RefSeq lists its product as uncharacterized. NCBI's taxonomy places the organism in Eukaryota, Viridiplantae, Streptophyta, Magnoliopsida, Fabales, Fabaceae. The coding region runs from base 1 to 648 and encodes 215 amino acids. The transcript has a single exon. The record is from RefSeq and is a predicted model, not a curated record.